ACAAAAUAGUCGGUGAUUCUGCAAUUUCAACUUGUUAGUUUUAUAGAAAUUAAGAAAGAAAAUUUUAUUUAAAAUAAAAUGUCUGCAAGAUAUGAUCGUGCUGUUACAAUAUUUUCUCCUGAUGGUCACUUACUUCAAGUAGAGUAUGCUCAAGAAGCUGUGCGUAAAGGUUCAACUGCGGUUGGAGUUCGUGGGGAAGAUGUUGUAGUUUUGGGUGUAGAAAAAAAAUCAGUAGCAAAAUUGCAGGAAGAACGGACAGUAAGAAAAAUUUGUCCUUUAGAUAGUCACGUUGUGAUGGCGUUUGCUGGUCUUACGGCGGAUGCUAGAAUACUUAUUAACAGGGCUCAAGUAGAGUGUCAGAGUCAUAAAUUAAGUGUAGAAGAUCCAGUUACAUUGGAGUAUAUAACAAGAUAUAUAGCUGGUUUAAAACAAAAAUAUACACAAAGCAACGGAAGACGUCCUUUCGGUAUUUCUUGUUUGAUUGGUGGUUUUGAUUAUGAUGGGUCACCUCAUCUCUAUCAGACCGAACCAUCUGGAAUUUAUUAUGAAUGGAAGGCAAAUGCCACCGGACGCUCUGCAAAAACCGUACGUGAGUUUUUGGAGAAAUUUUACAAAGAAGAUGAAGUAAAGACAGAAGAAGGUGCAGUUAAACUUGCUAUUAGAGCUUUGUUGGAAGUAGCGCAAUCAGGUCAGAAAAAUUUGGAAAUUGCCGUGAUGAAAAGAAACCAACCAUUAAAAAUGCUAGAUUCAGAUACAAUUGAAAAGUAUGUUAAUAUUAUUGAAAAGGAGAAAGAAGAGGAAGCGGAAAAAAAGAAACAGAAAAAGUAGUUUCUAAUAAAUUUAAAUAUGCAAAAUUCGCAUUUUUAUAUAUUAUAUAUUAAAAAGAAUAAAAAUCAACGAUGAAAAAAAAAAAAAAAAACUUUACAAU
Condylostylus longicornis is the source of this 928-nucleotide messenger RNA. RefSeq names its product proteasome subunit alpha type-7-1 (gene Prosalpha4). The record is from RefSeq and is a predicted model, not a curated record. Lineage: Eukaryota; Metazoa; Arthropoda; Insecta; Diptera; Dolichopodidae. Bases 79 to 828 code for a protein of 249 amino acids. Gene Ontology annotation, cellular component: proteasome core complex, alpha-subunit complex; proteasome core complex; nucleus. Gene Ontology annotation, biological process: ubiquitin-dependent protein catabolic process. The transcript has 3 exons.